This is a messenger RNA of Psammomys obesus (fat sand rat), 3333 nucleotides long. It is a transcript of the gene Poglut2, whose product is annotated as protein O-glucosyltransferase 2. Gene Ontology annotation, cellular component: endomembrane system. The record is from RefSeq and is a predicted model, not a curated record. The transcript is spliced from 9 exons. NCBI's taxonomy places the organism in Eukaryota, Metazoa, Chordata, Mammalia, Rodentia, Muridae. The coding region runs from base 920 to 2554 and encodes 544 amino acids. Gene Ontology annotation, molecular function: protein binding; glucosyltransferase activity.
AGGGAAGACCAGCAAGGAGGCAGUGACCCGCGCUCUGAAGAGGCGGAGCACACAACUGCCCCUGGGCCGCCCCCUCCCCCUCCCGCUCCCGCUGGGGAACACCUCUGCUCCCGGUUGGGUGUCCGAACUCAGGCGCUGGAAGGCAACACCAGAUGAGCAUCCUGGCGCCUCCUACCCAAGGCCCAGAGUCUUUUGUCCCAUUGAGCGCACAGGGACUGCGCCAGGACACUGACGCCGGGUGUUUGGAUGUCACUGACAACACCUGCCUUCCUUUCAUCCUUUCCUAUAUAUAUACCUGCCACUUGCAGUGGCCGUGGAUGCCGUUAACAAAAUAUAUGUUGGGAAGCCUUAGCUGUGACUCCAGACAUGCCAGUUGCGCAACUGCAGUAUUUAAGGGUCGCCCGAAAGCAGUGAUCCAAAGUUAAGGAAAAUAAAGCAGUGGGGGUGGCCCCCUAGCAGGAUUUCCGCUAAUCCUACGGUGGACUACAUAUCCCAGAGAGCCGAGGGCCUAGGACGCGUGUCCACUCCACUCAUCCACUAGCAGAAGACCUUACUAAGCCUGGUCACCGCUCAGGCCAAUCCUUUGCCUCUCACCUUGCCUGGAACCUACUACGGAUUCGUCCCCAAAGUGAUGCUCAAGUGGCAAGUUUGUCAUUGCCUGGAGAAAGAGGAGCGAGGCUGCGGUUCUUACCCGGUUCACCAGAACCGGUGGCAUUCUUCUCCAGGAUAUGCCAGCGCUCGGGUUGUGACAUUCUCGGGCACAGCGGAGACCCACGCAACGGCCCCGCACGUCAAGCGACACUUCAGGGACCUUGGUUGCAGCCAGGGCUGGUCACCGUGCCCCUGCGUACCCAGGCUAGCUGUGUCCACUUAGCACAAUUGCAUUUAUCCGUGGAUCUUCUAAGACUCGGUCUUGUAAAUGUUCAGCAUUCUGCUGCUUUCCCUCCUUUUUCUGGGGACUGUGCCAGCACUUGCCCAGACCAGCGGAGAGAGGAGGCUGAGCCCAGAGAAGAGUGAAAUAUGGGGACCCGGGCUAAAAGCAGACGUGGUCCUUCCUGCCCGCUAUUUCUACAUUCGGGCUGUGGAUGCCUCGGGGGAACCGUUCACAUCGUCUCCAGGUGAAAAGGUGUUCCAGGUUAAAAUCUCAGCACCCGAUGAGCAGUUCACUAGAGUUGGUGUCCAGGUUCUAGAUCGAAAGGAUGGCUCCUUCAUAGUGAGAUACAGAAUGUAUGCAAGCUACGGCAGUCUGAAGAUAGAGGUUAAACACCUGGGUCAACAUGUGGCCAAGUCUCCUUACCUUUUAAGAGGACCAGUUUACCAUGAGAACUGUGACUGCCCUUUGGAAGACAGUGCAGCCUGGCUACAGGAGAUGAGCUGUCCAGAAACCAUCAGUCAGAUUCAGAAAGAUCUGUCACAUUUUCCUACUGUGGACCCUGAAAAGAUUGCAGCAGAAAUCCCAAGACGAUUUGGGCAGAGGCAGAGCCUGUGUCACUAUACCUUAAAGGACAAUAAGAUUUAUGUCAAGACUCAUGGUGAGCAUGUUGGGUUUAGGAUUUUCAUGGAUGCCAUACUACUUUCAUUGACUAGAAAGGUGAGGAUGCCAGAUGUGGAGUUUUUUGUUAAUUUGGGAGACUGGCCUUUGGAAAAGAAGAAAUCUAAUUCCAACAUUCAGCCGAUCUUUUCCUGGUGUGGCUCCACAGAUUCCAGGGAUAUUGUGAUGCCCACGUACGACCUGACUGACUCUGUUCUAGAAACCAUGGGCCGAGUAAGUCUGGAUAUGAUGUCAGUGCAAGCUAACACAGGGCCUCCCUGGGAAAAUAAGAACUCCACAGCUGUCUGGAGGGGCCGUGACAGCCGCAAAGAGAGACUGGAGCUGGUGAAGCUUAGCAGAAAACAUCCAGAGCUCAUCGACGCUGCUUUCACCAACUUCUUCUUCUUUAAACACGAUGAGAGCCUGUAUGGGCCCAUUGUGAAACACAUUUCGUUUUUUGAUUUCUUCAAGCACAAGUAUCAGAUAAAUAUCGAUGGCACCGUGGCAGCGUACCGCCUGCCCUAUCUGCUGGUGGGCGACAGUGUGGUCCUGAAGCAGGACUCCAUCUACUAUGAACAUUUCUACAAUGAGCUACAGCCCUGGAAACACUACAUCCCAGUCAAAAGCAAUCUGAGCGACCUGCUGGAAAAGCUCAAGUGGGCAAAAGAUCACGAUGCAGAGGCAAAGAAGAUAGCAAAAGCAGGGCAAGAAUUUGCAAGAAAUAAUCUGAUGGGUGAUGAUAUAUUCUGUUAUUACUUCAAACUUUUCCAGGGUUAUGCCAAUUUACAAGUGAGUGAGCCCCAAAUUCGAGAGGGUAUGAAGAAGGUAGAGCCACAAUCUGAGGACGACCUCUUUCCUUGCACAUGCCAUAGGAGAAAGGUAACAAGACUAACCUUCUGGCCCCAGAUAUGUGACAGAACCAGUGCAAAUGCCUGCACACUGUCUGAAAUAUGCAGGAAUUCUGAGUACUGGUUAAAAAUUUGGUACCUGAUUAUCAGCCUGGUGGGAAUCUGUGCGCCAUGACAGUCUGUAAGUACGAAUUUUUGGUUUUUUGCAGAUUUGUCUUUUAUGAAAAAUGAUUUGCCACUAACUCACUAUCUGCUAAGGGUACAUCAUCUAUGCUAAUCCAUGUCUGCGCUGCAAGAGCUGUAAAGUCACUACGGCCAAGAAUGAAAAGGAUUAAUUACCACAUUUGCUUUGGCUCUGUACGAUAUGGGCAGUUUCAUUUCCCGUCUCUCUCUUUAGAUGUGGAGAGAGUAGGUAGCAAAUCAGUGUCUCUCACUAACUAGUGGAGGUCUGCGUGGGAGUGGCAUAUCUUGCUGUCUACCCCAUCCCUUCACACAUUCGGGGUGUAGUGGUGACACAGACCCCCGCAUAUUUAAGAUCCAUCCGAGUGUGAGUUUACACUGGGUAUUCUGGUCCUACAGAAAUAGUCCCGAGCCCUUAAAACACCUAGAAGAAACUUGGAUUUUUUUUUUUUCCUCCUCUCUCUUUAGGAAAAACUAAUUAUCUGGUAUGAGCAUUCUUGGUUCCUAAGAUUUCUUAGUGGCUCUUAACGUUUUUCUUCUUAAUUACAGACCAAAGAUGAACUCUGAUAUGCAAAAUAUCCCUAUUCAAAUGAUGGUGCUCUGAAGAUACUUCGUAACUGUAAAGAUUUUUUUUUAAGUAUUAGUUUUACAAUGUAAAAUCUACUGGUGAGUGUUCACUUUCUCAGAGUAUUUCUUCUUACGCAGUAUUCCAUGACUGUCUUUUACGGCACAUUUUUAAAUUUUUUUAAUAAAACCACCUUUAUUUUAAAGGUC